Trametes versicolor FP-101664 SS1 is the source of this 357-nucleotide messenger RNA. RefSeq lists its product as uncharacterized. Lineage: Eukaryota; Fungi; Basidiomycota; Agaricomycetes; Polyporales; Polyporaceae. The record is from RefSeq and is a predicted model, not a curated record. The annotation marks the transcript as partial. The transcript has 2 exons.
AUGUCCUCAAUGCCGAACUUCAUCAUCUUCUACACUCUGCCACGGAUGCACGGAGGUGGCUCGAGGUGGACGCGCGAAUGUCUCGAGGACGACUUGCGAGGCUAUUUUAACGGCGGCGUAUGCAGCGCAUCCAACGGCCGGCAGAAGCGCAUGCGGUAUGCGCCGCGGUCCUAUGCAUCCGAUAUCGUCAACAAGUGCGGCAUCAAGAUCGCUGGGUGGCCACAGAACAUACCGUUCACGGACGUCAGCAACAUCGACGGCGGCUCGGCACCGCUGGCUGAGCUUCACCGCAUGUGGAACCUGCCUGCCGGAGACCCCGACAGGUUGCGCUUCGAGCCCGCGUCGCACGAGGACCGC